This is a messenger RNA of Helianthus annuus (common sunflower), 1918 nucleotides long. RefSeq names its product proline-rich receptor-like protein kinase PERK1. Gene Ontology annotation, biological process: protein phosphorylation. NCBI's taxonomy places the organism in Eukaryota, Viridiplantae, Streptophyta, Magnoliopsida, Asterales, Asteraceae. The transcript is spliced from 8 exons. The record is from RefSeq and is a predicted model, not a curated record. Gene Ontology annotation, molecular function: ATP binding; protein kinase activity. Bases 112 to 1722 code for a protein of 536 amino acids.
UGCUUUCAGCUUCUACAUCACUACACUCAUGCUCACAAUUCCAAUCCUUUUACUUUACACUCUUUAAUCAAUAAUCAUCAUUCCCCUUAAUUGCUUCCACCUCCGCCGCCGAUGUCGUCACCGGCUCCGGUAACCUCACCUCCUCCGUCAGUAACUAACGACACAACUCCUCCGACCGUCACCUUUCCGUUACGUCCUCCGGCAAACGAAAGCUCGAUCAGUUCUGAACCUACUCCGUCACAGCCGGAUCAAAACCGGUCUGGUAGCAGCUCUGCAUUGGUUGCGCUUGGUGUCGGUAUAGGUAUUGGUGGUGCUGUUGUGCUCGUGUUUGUUGCUGUUUUCGUUGUUUGGUUUACCAGGAGGAAACGACGCCGUUGUGCGUUGGCGGAUGAUCUACUAGGACUCAAAGAUGGCUUUGGUGGUGCACCUCAAGAUUGGCAACACAGUGCUCCUCCAUCAAACAGAAAAAAUGACGGAUUGCCGCCAAAGUUCACGAAUUCAUCAUCUAAUUUUCAGUUAUCUUCAAGCAGUACAAGCUCUGAAAAGCCCAAUACUACUAACAUGAGUUAUGGAAACAAUAAGACCAUAUUCACGUAUGAAGAUUUAGCAAAUGCAACAGAAGGUUUCUCACAAGCUAAUUUUCUUGGUCAAGGUGGUUUUGGUUAUGUUCAUAAAGGAGUCCUUCCAAGUGGAGAGAAAGUUGCCAUAAAACAGUUGAAAACUGGAAGCGGACAAGGGGAACGUGAAUUUCAGGCUGAAGUUGCUAUCAUUAGUCGUGUUCAUCACAAAAACCUUGUUUCGUUGGUCGGAUAUUGCGCUUCUGGUAUUCAGAGGAUGUUGGUUUAUGAGUUUGUUCCAAACAACACCUUGGAGUUCCACUUACAUGGGAAGGGAAACGAUUUCUUAAACUGGGAUAAGAGGAUGAAAAUUGCUCUAGGGUCAGCAAAAGGAUUGGCAUACUUGCAUGAAGACUGUCAACCUAAGAUCAUUCAUCGCGAUAUUAAGUCUGCAAAUAUACUUCUUGAUAACAACUUUGAGCCGAAGGUUGCAGAUUUUGGACUUGCCCGAUUCUCUCCUGAAACAGAUACUCAUGUUUCCACUCGUGUGAUCGGAACUUUUGGUUAUUUGGCUCCGGAGUAUGCUCUUACUGGGAAGUUGACCGAUAAAUCAGAUGUCUUUUCGUUUGGUGUCGUGCUUCUUGAAUUGAUUACUGGACGUCGACCCAUUGAUAAAGCUCAAUUCUUGGAUGAUAAUAUCGUUGAUUGGGCAAGGCCAUUACUGACCCAAGUGUUGGAGGAUGGCGAUUAUAGCUCAAUAGCAGAUGCAAAAUUGCAGAAUAAUUACGACUGUACUGAAAUGUCUAGGAUGAUUACUUGCGCUGCUCUUUGUGUACGCCAUUUGGCAAGACGAAGGCCAUCAAUGAGCCAGAUAGCGAGAGCCUUAGAAGGAAACUUGUCGCUCAAGGACUUAGAUGAGGGUAUCAAAGCAGGACACAACAAGUUAAACGGUUCUCAUGCAAGUUCGGAUUUUGACACCGCCCAAUACAGAGAAGAGCUAAAGAAGUUCCAAAAAAUGGCAUUUGAUAGCCAAAAUAACUCUAGCAAGUGGAGCGUGGUCACAAGUAAUAUUGGUCAACAACCAUCCGGAUCUAGCAGCGAGGACCUAAGAACAAACAAUGAUCUAGGCUCGAACACUGGAGUUCAACAAAUAUUGAUAGAUUGAUUAAGGUAGAUUUGAGGUCUCCAUCAAGAGAAUGUAAGAACAAACAAACAAACAUAUGCUGACAUUAUCUUGUUUGGAAGAUUGUGUUUAUAUAAAGGUUUAUCAUUGUACAGGAGUAAAGUCAUGUCUAUAGUUUGUUUUGUUUGUUGAAUAAGCCAAUUAGUACUUUGAGACAAAAAUGUUCUUUUGUUUGUUA